Ostreococcus lucimarinus CCE9901 is the source of this 2538-nucleotide messenger RNA. It is a transcript of the gene CLPC2, whose product is annotated as chaperone, Hsp100 family, ClpC-type. The coding region runs from base 190 to 2535 and encodes 781 amino acids. The transcript has a single exon. The record is from RefSeq and is a predicted model, not a curated record. Gene Ontology annotation, cellular component: cytoplasm. Lineage: Eukaryota; Viridiplantae; Chlorophyta; Mamiellophyceae; Mamiellales; Bathycoccaceae. Gene Ontology annotation, biological process: cellular response to heat. Gene Ontology annotation, molecular function: ATP binding; ATP hydrolysis activity.
CGAUGCGCCGCGCUCGACGCGCGCACGGCGCGCCGAUCGCGCGGUGGGUCGUUCUUCGACGCCCUGCGCGAGUCUCGCGCGAAAACGAGCGCGCGUGGCGUCGCGAAGGCGUCGAGACCGCGAAAAGUGACGCGGUGUGGAUUCUUUGAAACAUUCGACGGCGACGCCGUCGUCGCCGUCAAGGACGCGAUGGACCUCGCGAAGAAAUUUCGAAGCGCUGAAUGCGGUUCUGAACACGUCCUGCUCGCGCUGACGCGGAAUCGCGAUCGGACGAGCAAGGCAUUGCACAAGCACGGGGUGACGGAGGAGGCGACGCGACGCGCGCUCGGCGAACGCGCGGGGGUGAGCGAACUGGAACUGAUGAAUCCGUUUAAUAAACCGAGCGCCGAGGGGUUGCUGGCGCUUAGCGAUGAGCUGAAAAAGGUUUUUGAACGCGCGAGUGCGAGUGGGAGCGAGGUUGGGAGCAAGGAGCUCGCGCUCGCGAUGAUUGACGAACCGGCGAGCGGGGCGCGCGCGACGAUGGCGGCGCUGGAGGGGUGCGAUUUGAAGGUGCUCAGGAAGGAGAUCACUGGAGCGAAUGAGCGAGAACUCGUGGGGGCGGGUAAGAAGACGCGGAACACGAAGAAGCAGACGUUGGCGGAUUGCUCUAUCGAUUUGACGGCGGAGGCGCGCGAGGGUAAAUUAGAUCCAGUGCUCGGCCGGGACGAAGAGGUGACGCGAGUGAUGCGGAUUUUGGUGCGACGACGCAAGUCGAAUCCGUGUUUGGUGGGCGAACCCGGGGUUGGGAAGACGGCCAUCGCCGAAGGUUUAGCGAUGAUGAUCGCUAAAGGCGACGUUCCCGAGAGCUUGAAGGAAAAACGCGUCGUGAGCUUGCAAAUUGGUCUCUUGCUCGCCGACACGAAAUACCGCGGCGAGUUCGAGGAAAAGAUGAAGAAUGUCAUGGAGGAGGUUAAACAAGCGGGAGAUAUUAUUUUAUUCGUCGAUGAGAUUCACAUGCUCGUUGGCGCCGGUGGUACCGGAGAAGAUGGUGGUAUGGAUGCCGGUAACUUGAUGAAGCCCGCGCUCGCAAGAGGCGAGUUGCAGUGCAUCGGGGCGACGACGAUUGACGAGUACAGGAAACACAUCGAAAAGGAUGCGGCUUUGGAACGUAGAUUCCAACCCGUGCGCGUCAUCGAACCCAGUCCAGAGCAAACGCUCACAAUUUUGCGCGGUUUGAAGGACACUUACCAAGAGCACCACGGCGUGUCCUUCACCGACGAGGCGUUGCGCGCCGCCGUCUCGCUCUCCACGCGAUACAUCAACGACAGAUUCUUACCAGACAAAGCUAUCGAUGUCAUCGAUGAAGCCGGCGCUUUGGUGCAACUCACGCCCGGUGAUAGUACGUUGGUUGACGAGAGUCACAUCACCGAAGUCGUGGCGCAGUGGACGGGCGUGCCCGUGCAACAGUUGAGCGCAGAUGAGUCGCUUUCGUUGAUGAACUUUGAACAAGAGCUCGGCAAGCGCGUCAUCGGCCAAGUCGAAGCCGUGCGUUCGAUCUCACAAGCCAUUCGCCGCGCGCGGGCUGGGCUGGCAGAUGCGUCGAAACCGGUGGCGAGCAUUAUAUUUAGUGGUCCCACGGGCGUUGGUAAGACUGAACUCGCCAAGGCGGUGGCUCAGACAUACUUCGGCGCCGAAAAGGCGAUGGUGCGCAUAGACAUGAGCGAAUACAUGGAAUCGCAUUCGGUGAGUAGAUUGAUCGGUCCGCCGCCUGGAUACAUUGGAUUUGGUGAGGGUGGACAGCUCACGGAGGCUGUGCGCACGAACCCGCACUCGCUCGUGUUGUUGGACGAAAUUGAAAAGGCGCACCCAGACGUCUUUAACAUUUUGCUCCAAGUCUUGGAAGACGGUCGCUUGACCGAUAGCAAAGGUAGAACGGUGGAUUUCACGAACGCCAUGCUCGUCAUGACAAGUAACAUUGGCAGUCGUGAGAUCUUAGAAUCCAUGAGCGGCGAAGGCGAAGAUGAGGAAAAGUACAAAAAACUUCAAACGCAAGUCAAGCGAGAGUUGGGCAAGGAGUACCGUCCUGAGUUUUUGAACCGCCUCGAUGAAAUUAUCAUCUUCAGACCGCUGGAACGACCCGAGGUCAGCGCCAUCGCGGAUCUCAUGCUCGCAUCGGUUUCCAAGCGUGCGCUCGCUCGUGGGAUCACGCUCGAUUUCACCGAUUCAUUCAAAUCACUUUUAUACUCCAAUGGUUUUUCGCCUCGCUUUGGCGCCCGACCAAUGCGUCGAUGCGUGCGAGGUUUAUUGGAGAACAAUCUCGCCGAAUGCAUGCUCGACGGAUUUGCAUCUUCGGGCGACACCGUGAACUUUGAUUACGACGACGACCAGGAGCUGAUUUCCGUGACGACAGCCAAUGAAACUAUGGCGCGCACGUUUGACGUCGAAUUCGGCUCUGGCAUCGAAGACGUCGCCGAAGACACCUCGGCGGACGAUUUCCCAGCCCCAUUCUUCUCGAACGAAGGUGGCGGUGAAACCACCGCUCAAGCCUUCGCUUAGUCG